CUCCUUCCUUCUCCUUUUCCUCUUCUUCCUCCUUCCCGGUGUCACUCACGGCAGGAGAAACACGCGUUUUGUCCACCGGCCUUCUCUUACACCGACAGGGCACAAAAAACGCAGCAAACAUUUUGAGCAUUUGAGUUUGAUACUAGACUGAGCUCAACACCUUUACUGAGGAAGACGAUGUCUAAGAAGAUCCCGCAAUGUGCUGUGGAAGAUCAGUCCGAGCAUGAACAGCCUCCCAGUCAUUGUCAGGUGGAUCCCUCCAUGAAAGCAGCAGCAGGUUGCAGGAACAAGGCUCAACCAGGCCAGAGAAAUGGAGAGACGGCAUCGUCGUCACCAGAGAGUAGCAGUUUGAAUGGAGAUGGAAAGCGCAGUGGGAAAAGCCGUCGUCGCAAGAAACGCUCAUCUAAUUCUGAGAAUCCCCUGGAGGAAAAAAUCAAUAAAGUCAAGAAUGAAGAGAAGCCAGAGAAACGAACCAGCCAGCCACCUGACUGCCGUGCUGGGUUGAUCGGUCUGCAGUCUGAAUGUGCUAAUGUGUGGUUUGAACGUAGCAUCUAUGAGCAAGCUGAGAGCCUCUACCAGUGCUGGUUGGCAAGCUCUUCUAAUGGGACCACCCAAUCGAAACGAUCCCCUCCAUCCUCAGGGAAACGUUCCAACUCUCCAUCUGCCAUGGCCUCAUCUUCUGCAGGACCGUCUUGCUGCCAUGGUGACCGUGUAGCUUGUCACCACAUCUUACAGACAGUGUGGGUAAACAAGAUGACCUUUGAUCAAGCAGAGCGCUGCUUUGUUGAAGAAUCCAUGCAGCCGUCAGUUCCAAACUCUCUGAACCUCCCACCUCCACCCAACCGCCCCAUGACACCCAGAACACCAGAUGAAGGAUAUCAGUCUCUAGCUCCAACUCCUGCAACCCCAGUCAUCCAACAAGCACCUGUCAUGCAAACCACUCGCCAGUCGAUCAACGGACUGUCCCGCAUCCCAGUUGAACUGCUCAGAGAUGUGUGGCUUGACAAGCCGAUGUAUGACCGCGCCGAGGCAGCCUUUUACCAAAACCUGUAUGGUAAUAAUUCCUCCAAACGGUCUAGCUGCACUGGCACCUCCAGAAGCAAUGACCACCCUCAAAGCCUUGUGGAGGAAGAAGAAGAAGAGGUGGAAGAUAAGGAAGUGGCUGUGGAGGAAAAGUGGGUGGUCCCACAGGGGAAAGCAGAAGUUUUCCGUGCGCUGCACCCUAUCCAGGAGGAGGAAGAACCAGCUGAGGUCCCUGAGAAGGAAGAAGCGUCAACUGCAGGAGUGUGCUAUUUUCUUCACUCGGACAGCGAGCGGGUGUGGCUGGACAAGUGGCGAUAUGAUGCUGCAGAGAGUCGCUUCCAUGGCUGCAGGGCGGAUAAAGCCAUAAAAGUGAGGAAGGAUCGCAGGCCAGAAGCAGGAGCCUCAUCUGUUGCCUUCAUCGCCCUACUGAGGGACAAUAAAAUGAGUACAGUAGACUUUCUGGCCCAGGAGAAGAUCUGGUUUGACAAACCUCGAUAUGACGAGGCAGAAAGAUGCUUCUAUGAGCGCAUGAACGGCUCAUCACAAACCACACAGGAUGUUGGAGCUAACACCAUCCUGCAAGACAUCGCUCGGGCUCGGGAAAACAUCCAGAAAUCUCUAGCAGGAAGCACCAGCAGCAGCAGUGCAGUGGAUCAAGGAGAGCUCAUAUCUCGCAUCAAGAGCCUGGAGCUGGAGAACCAGAGCUUACACAAAGUGGUGGAUGACUUGAGGGCAGCACUUUCCAAACUGGAAUGUCGGGUUACAGUUCUUGAGAAGUCUCCUGUGGCUGUAAACCCAGCUUCAGCUGCAGCUCCUUCAGUCCCCUACACAAAUGGCACUACUGUCCAGCAGAAGACCAGCGCCCCGGUAAAAGAGGAGGAGGAGGACGAGGAUGAUGAUAUCGAUCUGUUUGGCAGCGAUGACGAAGAGGCAGAGAAGCUCAAAGAGCAGAGAUUGAAAGAAUAUGCAGAGAAGAAAGCAAAGAAGCCCGCCCUCAUCGCCAAGUCCUCAAUCUUGUUGGAUGUCAAACCUUGGGAUGAUGAAACAGACAUGGCGAAGCUGGAGGAGUGCGUGCGCUCAGUGCAGGCUGACGGCCUGUUAUGGGGAACGUCCAAACUGAUUCCGGUGGGUUACGGUAUCAAGAAGCUCCAGAUCACAUGUGUGGUGGAGGAUGACAAGGUGGGAACAGACAUGUUGGAGGAGGAGAUCACCAAGUUUGAAGACUAUGUUCAGAGUGUUGACGUAGCAGCAUUCAACAAGAUCUGAUCUCCCUGUAUCUUUUUCUGUCCUUCUUCAUGAUUUGUUUCUCUGCUGAUUGUGUCAACAGUUAAUAAUAAUAAAAAACAACUCUUGCACUGAAA
Acanthochromis polyacanthus (spiny chromis) is the source of this 2384-nucleotide messenger RNA. It is a transcript of the gene eef1db, whose product is annotated as eukaryotic translation elongation factor 1 delta b (guanine nucleotide exchange protein). The record is from RefSeq and is a predicted model, not a curated record. Gene Ontology annotation, molecular function: translation elongation factor activity; guanyl-nucleotide exchange factor activity. The transcript is spliced from 10 exons. Gene Ontology annotation, biological process: translational elongation. NCBI's taxonomy places the organism in Eukaryota, Metazoa, Chordata, Actinopteri, Pomacentridae. Bases 178 to 2289 code for a protein of 703 amino acids. Gene Ontology annotation, cellular component: eukaryotic translation elongation factor 1 complex; cytosol.